AUGGAUUCAUCUUCUUCCAGGCCUAAACUUAAGAGCGUGCCACAAAUUAAGAUUAAUACAUGGAUUAAGACAGCAGUAAAUUCCAAAGUUGAAAAUGUUGAGAUUUAUGACGAAACUCUUGACAAGUUCAGUUUUGAGAUGCCCUCUUGCAUUUUCAACCUGAAUACCAUCACUGUUUUGAAACUAAGUGGGGUUACAGUAAAGACUCCUUAUGUUGACUUGCCUUCCCUUAAAGUUUUGCAUUUGAACAAGGUUCUAUUUCCAAAUGUCAAAUCCUUCCAAGAUCUUCUUUAUGGCUGCCCUUUGCUUCAAGACUUGGCACUAAAAAUUUGGGGCACAACUGAUCCUCAUCGGUAUGAGCGCUUUUCAAUUAAUAAAGAAGAACUUAAAAAUUUGAUUUCAGCUGAUGUUUCUUUCUAUUCAUUUACUACUUUGGAAUCUUUGUCUAAUGUUAAAGCACUGCGGAUACAUAGGAUUGGUUUUUCACCUCUCCCUGAUACUACAAUAUUUUAUAAUUUAAUCCACCUGGAAAUAAGUUAUUAUUCAUAUAGCUCGGAUGAAACAAUAUUGCAAUGCUUGCGAAAUUGCCCCAAGCUUGAAACUCUUACAAUUGAUAAGGUUUAA
This is a messenger RNA of Neltuma alba, 624 nucleotides long. Its product is annotated as F-box/FBD/LRR-repeat protein At4g26340-like. The record is from RefSeq and is a predicted model, not a curated record. The transcript is spliced from 2 exons. The coding region runs from base 1 to 624 and encodes 207 amino acids. Lineage: Eukaryota; Viridiplantae; Streptophyta; Magnoliopsida; Fabales; Fabaceae.